Drosophila sulfurigaster albostrigata is the source of this 4745-nucleotide messenger RNA. Its product is annotated as probable multidrug resistance-associated protein lethal(2)03659. The record is from RefSeq and is a predicted model, not a curated record. Gene Ontology annotation, molecular function: ABC-type transporter activity; ATP hydrolysis activity; ATP binding. Gene Ontology annotation, biological process: transmembrane transport. Gene Ontology annotation, cellular component: membrane. The transcript has 8 exons. Bases 163 to 4113 code for a protein of 1316 amino acids. NCBI's taxonomy places the organism in Eukaryota, Metazoa, Arthropoda, Insecta, Diptera, Drosophilidae.
UAGUUAUGUUGUGAACUGCGAACUGAGGACUUGUUGUCCGCUCUCAAGUUGAAUGGAAAGUUUUUAAUUUUUGUUGUGAACAAAAUUGUUGAUAUUUAAUAGAUUGACGAGCAAGCAGCAAUCGAAGCGUGACUGAAAUAAAUAAAUUGCAUUUGUUUGAAGAUGGCAGCUGAUAAAUUGCCGCCAAAUCCGCGCGAGAGUGCAAAUUGCAUCUCAGCGUUAAUGUUCUGUUUUGCACUGCCCAUACUAUUUAAGGGGCGGAAGACAACAUUGGAGCCAAGUGAUCUCUAUGAAGUACUCCAAGAGCAUAAGGGUGACAACUUGGGCGAGAAGGUGUUUCAAGCUUGGCAGAAUGAGGCAAAAAAGAUUUCGGAGAGAAAGGGUCGCAAUCCCAAGAAUGGAAUUCUGAGGGUGAUACUCAAAGUUUUUGGCUGGGAGCUUGUGUUUACUGGCAUAGUGAUUGCAAUACUGGAGAUUGGACUGAGGGUAACGAUGCCUUUGCUGCUGGCCGGAUUGAUAUCGGAGUUCACGCAGCAUGGCAAUGGCAAGAGUCUUAACGCACAGCUCUAUGGGGCUUUGCUGGUCGCCUGCAUUGUGCUAGGUGUGCUGCUCAUCCAUCCUUACAUGAUGCACAUGACGCAUUUGGCGAUGAAGAUGCGUGUCGCUGUCAGCUGUGCUAUUUAUCGUAAGGCGUUACGCCUGAGUCGCACUGCUUUGGGUGGCACCACAACGGGUCAGGUUGUGAAUCUGGUAUCCAAUGAUUUGGGUCGCUUCGAUCGUGCACUGAUUCAUCUGCACUACCUGUGGCUGGGACCACUGGAGCUGUUGAUUGCCUCGUACUUUAUGUAUCAGCAAAUUGGCGUCUGUUCCCUUUAUGGGAUUGCCAUUCUGAUACUUUAUCUGCCACUCCAGACCUACCUCAGUAGAUUGACCUCGAAACUGAGAUUACGCACUGCGUUGAUCACCGAUCGGAGAGUGAGAAUGAUGAAUGAGAUUAUUUCCGGCAUACAGGUGAUCAAGAUGUAUGCCUGGGAGAAACCCUUUGAGAAAAUGGUGUCUAGCACUCGAGUCAGCGAGAUGAGCGUGAUCCGCAAGGUGAAUUACAUACGCGGCAUACUGCUCUCCUUUGAGAUAACGCUCGGCAGGAUUGCCAUCUUUUCCAGCCUGUUGGCAUAUGUGCUCACGGGUGGCCAACUCACGGCAGAGCGCGCUUUCUGUGUGACCGCAUUCUACAAUAUUCUGCGACGCACCGUGAGCAAAUUCUUUCCCAGUGGCAUGUCCCAAGUGGCUGAGUUGUUGGUAUCCAUGCAGCGCAUCUCACAGUUCAUGAUACGCGAUGAGAUUGAUAUACAGCAGCUGGAUGAUGAGCAGCAGCCAGAGGGGCAGCCCGAGGAGAAGAACCGUCUGAUCAAUGGACAGUCGCAUUCUUCGCCUAGUUCCAGCGAGAUUUCUGUGGAGCUUAAAGACUUGAAGGCACGCUGGAAUGCCGAACACACAGAUCCCAUAUUGGACAACAUUAAUCUGAAGUUGAAAGGACCGCAACUGGUGGCAGUUAUUGGUCCGGUGGGCUCUGGCAAAUCCAGUCUCAUCCAAGCCAUUCUCGGCGAACUCAGUCCUGAAGUGGGCAACGUUAAGCUCGGUGGACGCAUCUCAUACGCGGCUCAAGAGCCUUGGCUCUUUAGUGCCACCGUUCGAGAGAAUAUACUCUUUGGACUGCCCCUGGACAAGCAACGCUAUCGCACUGUGGUCAAGAUGUGCGCCUUGGAGCGUGAUUUUGAGCUGCUGGAUCAAGGCGAUAAAACGAUAGUCGGAGAACGUGGUGCUUCACUAUCGGGCGGACAGAAGGCUCGUAUUAGUUUGGCGCGUGCUGUUUACCGCAAGGCGGAUAUCUAUCUGCUGGAUGAUCCCUUGAGCGCUGUGGACACGCAUGUGGGACGCCAUCUGUUUGACCAAUGUAUGCGAGGAUUUUUGCGCAAUCAGCUGGUGAUCUUGGUAACGCAUCAACUGCAGUUCCUGGAGCAUGCAGAUCAGAUUGUCAUCAUGGACAAGGGCAAGAUCACCGACAUUGGCACCUACGAGCACAUGCUCAAGAGUGGACAGGACUUUGCCCAGUUGCUUGCACAGAGGCCACCCGAGGAGGUCGAGGAAGAGACCAAGGUCAAGAAGUCUAAAUCAACGGAUGACACUAGCUCAAAGGCCAGUUAUUCGCGUCACAAUAGCAUGGAGAGUCGUAACAGUGUCUCCUCAAUGGGCUCUAGUGUGGACGACUCAUUAAUAGGCAAGGAAGACCAGCCUAAACAGGUUCAGGAAUCCCGCUCCGCCGAGAAGAUUGGUUGGGAUAUGUAUCAGAAGUACUUUUCUGCUGGCUGCAGUUGGUUCAUGCUCAUCGUAGUCCUCUUCUUGUGCAUUGGCACCCAGGUAAUGGCAUCCUGGGGUGACUACUUCCUUUCCUACUGGGUGAAGAACAACUCGACCUCCGAGCUGGAUAUCUACUACUUUACCGCUAUCAAUGUGGCGCUGAUCUUGUUCGUCAUGCUGCGCACUCUGCUCUUCUUCAGCAUGGCAAUGCAUUCAUCCACCGAGCUACACAACUCGAUGUUCCGCGGCAUAACACAUGCUGCCAUGUACUUCUUCAACACGAAUCCAUCGGGUCGGAUUUUGAAUCGUUUCGCCAUGGACUUGGGUCAAGUGGAUGAAGUGCUGCCCGCUGUGAUGCUGGAUUGCAUACAAAUUUUUCUCACGAUGACUGGCAUUAUCAGUGUGUUGUGUGUAUCAAAUCCCUGGUAUCUGAUCAAUACGAUUGCCAUGUUCAUCGGCUUCCACUAUAUGCGCAACUUUUACCUAAGCACCUCCCGGGAUGUGAAGCGUCUCGAGGCUGUUGCUCGCUCUCCGAUGUACUCGCACUUUGGCGGCACUUUGACGGGCUUGCCUACAAUACGUGCGAUGCGUGCUCAAAAGAUGUUGACGGCGGAGUAUGAUCAGUAUCAGGAUAAUCAUUCCAUUGGCUAUUAUACAUUCCUGUCGACAAGUCGCGCCUUCGGAUAUUACCUUGACUUAUUCUGUGUUAUCUAUGUGCUUAUAAUCAUCUUGAAUAACUUUUUCUAUCCGCCCGAUAAUCCCGGACAGAUUGGUCUGGCAAUUACACAGGCCAUGUCCAUGACGGGUACGGUGCAGUGGGGCAUGCGACAAUCUGCAGAGCUGGAGAACUCCAUGACAUCCGUGGAGCGUGUGAUGGAGUAUAGAAACUUGAAGGCUGAAGGCGACUUCAGUUCACCUGCGGGCAAAAAGCCACCAGCAAGUUGGCCUGAAGCUGGUGAAAUUGUUGCCGAUGAUUUAAGUUUACGCUACGAGCCAGAUCCUCAAUCGCCUUAUGUGCUAAAGUCGCUCAACUUUAUCAUACAACCAUGUGAGAAGGUUGGUAUUGUGGGACGCACAGGAGCGGGUAAAUCCUCACUGAUUAAUGCUCUGUUCCGACUGUCGUACAACGAUGGCUCCAUUUUGAUCGACAAACGCGAUACGGAAGAGUUGGGCUUGUAUGAUUUGCGUAGCAAGAUUUCGAUUAUACCUCAGGAGCCUGUGUUGUUCUCUGGCACAGUGCGCUACAACUUGGAUCCAUUUGAGCAGUAUCCGGACCAGAAACUAUGGCAAGCUUUGGAGGAAGUGCAUUUGAAGGAUGAAGUUUCUGAGCUCCCUAUGGGACUGCUGGGUAACAUUUCUGAGGGCGGAUCCAACUUCAGCGUGGGUCAACGUCAACUGGUGUGCCUGGCUCGUGCUAUUCUACGCGAGAAUCGUGUGCUUGUCAUGGAUGAGGCCACUGCCAAUGUGGAUCCACAAACUGAUGCUCUUAUACAGACUACGAUCAGAAACAAGUUCAAGGAUUGCACGGUGCUAACAAUUGCUCAUCGUCUACACACUAUUAUGGACUCGGACAAGGUGAUGGUAUUAGAUGCGGGACAUGUUGUGGAGUUUGGCGCGCCUUAUGAACUCUUGACGGCAUCCCAGACUAAUGUCUUUCAUAGCAUGGUUAUGCAAACGGGGAAGUCAACAUUUGAUCACCUUUUGAAAAUCGCCGAGCAGGCUUAUGAAAAAAACAAGGUGGAGAAGUCGGAAUAAUUGCAUUGAAAAUUUUCAAAAUGGAAUGUCAUAUAUUUUUAUAGAUAUUAUCUUGUACACUAUUGCAAUAAUGCAUUUACUUAACUAGACAAUAAUUGCCAAAAACUAAAUAUGUUCAGAAUAAACUCGUACUUAAUUAAUAAACAUACCUCAAUAAUCCAUUUUUUAACAGAAGCGUGUAAUGCUCUUCAAAUAAGCGCUCUUUUUUAGAUGUCUUUAAUUUAAUACAAUGUGAAGUAUGGCCAACUUUUAUUUGUCAUAUUUUGCGAAUGUGCCGCAAUUGGUAUAUUUUUCAAUCAAUCUGUGGUCACACUCGAAUUAGAACACAUGUUUCGUUUGUUGUGAAAUAUUGUAAACAAAAACUACUUUCUUUUAUAUCUAAUAAAAAAAUUAUUGUGUUUGCCGAUGCAUGUGUAAUGAAAAGGAGUGCCACAAUGGAUCAACAAUUAACUUACGAGUCAGCAAUUAAAAAGGCGCAAUUGGUGGAGAGAAACCCGCAACUUCAAUUAGACCCGCUUCGAGUGUCCAUGCACGAAGAAACUGAUAUCAUAAAACUCGCUCAAGAAAUUCAGGCUGCUGAUAAGCAAUUGAAGAACAGCACAAGCCAGAAAUUGGUUGUUAUUCUAGAUCAG